AUGAGCGCCCAAGCUGCCAGCGCAGAAGGUGCGGAGCCGCGAGGGUGUUUCCACGCCAGUCCGCAGGGAGCCAAGGCCUGCGGCGACGCCUACGAGAUCGAUUCUCCCCACCAGAACCGCUACCUGAGCACCAAGAACAAGCAGCACCUCCGGUUGCUCAGCUUCGACAAUCUCAAAGAGACUACCCUCAGCUCUAUGGCUACCAAGCAGCUUCAGAGGGAGAAAGUGAUCGGUCCUCCCGGUUACAAGCGGAAGUGCAAAGACAGUUGGAGGAGUACAAUGUACGGUACCAGGCUCAGCUACAAGGAGAAACCCGAAGCCUAUGCCCUGAUCCUACGGUACCCCAAGGGAAUCCUCAACAUCAACCUGAAAGGCAUCCUCCGCAGAUACCUGGAGCUUCUAACGUACCACCAUGUGAUCCUCUCUCAGCUGUUCAAGGCCGUGCUGUUCCUGUCAGUGAUCCUGUUAACGUACAAGCGGGUGAUCAAGGACUCAGUACGGAGCGUGUGGGAAUCGAAGAUACCAGAGCAUUGGGACAAGGGAAUCCUCAACAUCAACCUCGUGGUCUUUUUGAAAAUGAUAGUCAAGCACGUGGUCAAGAUCUGGGCACGGCGGACCCCACGACCCAAGACCUUCAACGGAGGUGGUGUGGCGCAACUUCAAGCUGCUAUGUUGAAACAGAUGUCUGCUGACAAGAGUGGUGAGAGAACUCCGGAAACCGUGAAGCCGGGGACAAGCACCCUUCCGGUUUUGCCUCCGGUGAGAUCGGAGUCCUCAAGCGUGGACCUGUUGGAUUGGCUGGAGCUGAUAGAGUCUCCAAUGAGUGAUCUUUCAGAUGGGAGCGCGUCCUGGUGGAAGCAAGUGCGAGCAUCUUCGAAAGAGGCCUACGACUUGUGGGUUGUCUCAGGGCCUAUUGAGCGUCUCGGUGUGGUACCAGCUUCAGGAGGAGAACUUGAAGAAGGAAAAUGGCCCCGUGUGAAUUCCCGGGCGGCAAGCAUGAUCCUGACGGCCCUUGAUGAGUCGAUCCGGUUCCUGACCCAAGCCUACUUGUUCGAGGACUUCAUGCUCUUGUUCGUGGAGUACUUGACAAGAACAGUUGAUGACCGGAACCACUACAACCCCACCUACUCGACCGGAGCCAAAGCUGAGGCCGAUGAAGACGGUGGAGAAGAGGAGAGGGACAAGCGGAAGGAGACGCCUUGCAAGUUCUUCGGCAAGACCUAUAAGGGGAACACCCGGAGGAGGAUCUGGAACACCAGAAGCAAAGGGGCAACCAUCGACACCGAGGCCGCAAUCCUCAACCUCUUCUACUACAACGAAGUGCUUUCGGAUGUUGGAAAGAUCCUCAAGGCCAUGCAUGCUUCGUCUAUCAAGAAGUUCGCGGUGAAUGGCAAGGAGGAGACGCAAAGCGUGGAACCACAACCGGAACCAGAAGUUCCACCUGACCAACCAAAGGUGGCAGCGUUGGAGGUUUCUGAGGAUGAAGGUGGCACGGGCUUGCUGGAUAGUGGAGCAAGUCAUCCAAUGAGGCCUGCAAAGGGAGAAGAGUACCAACGCGGUGAACCAGUAAGGGUUACGCUUGCAGGAGAAGAUGUUCGAGUUCUACGUCAGAACCCACAAGGGACAAUCUUGGUUCAGGAGGAGGAAACUCAGGUGCAACCAAUAGUGCCACUUGGUGCGGUCAUAGAGAAUCUUGGCUACACGUUGCACUGGAGCCCUCGAAACCUACGUCUUACGCAUCCUUCGCGAAGGAGCGUGAAGGUCAAAAUCAAGAACCACUGUCCUGAGGUGGCUGCGUGCGAUGCUUUGAACCUGAUCCAGGAGCUGGAGAUGUCCCAGGUGAGGGACUUGAACACUCAUGUGGAGUCGUUGCGUGCAAGGUUGGAGGUGAUGAAGAAGGAGGAAAAGCGGGACUGGACCGAGCUAAUGCGGGAGUUUUCUCGCACAGGUUCGAGGGCAACUUUGUUGAGAACUCUCUUGUUGUGCCCCUUCACCAAGGACCUGCCGGCCGAUGUUCAGAGUUUACUCAUUGCUUUUGUGGGCAGCGUCUACGGGAAGGAUUUCGGAUGUGUUGGCGACUCCUCCAUGUGGAUCUUGGCCCAACUCUCUUGCGCCGAGGAGAGGACCGAGCUCUUAUCCGGUGAGAUCAACGAAGGAAAUGUGGGCUUCCUGAUGGAUUUUCCGUCCGAUGAAGAACGACUACGAGACGAUGAUCCAGUGCGGGCGUCCCCUUGGGAAACUGAGUUGUGGAAGUCCUUCAAGUCCAUAGCGGGCAUGACUAAGGUCUCCUUCUACAUGGGCGCGUAUGGGCACAAGGCCAAAAGACCUACGACAAUGGCUACCACCUAUCCUAGCUUAUGCCAGAUCGACAAUAUCUACGACUUCCAUGAUGGGUGUGUUCCGCCUUCGUUGUUGAGCCAUGAAGAAAUGAGAAAUUGGUCGUAUCCUUUCAAGGCCAUGGUGGCGAAUGCGGUGUGUGACUAUCAAGUUGACCGCCAAUGCAAUGAAGAAGAGUUGGCGGAGUUGGGUGUGAAGCUGACCAAGCUCACUAAGGAGCAACGAGAGUCGUGGCAACGUCAUCUACUUAACGACCACCAACCUUAUAGAGCCGAUUGUGCUGUUUGCAUCAAUGCUCAGGCUACGGGCUAUCAACAUCGACGCCGACGGCAUCCUUCCAUGUACACCGUCGCGCUUGAUUUGGCCGGUCCCUUCAAACAGAAGGGAAGGGAUAUGGAUCACGAAGAUUACAAGUACCUCAUGGUUGCUGCCUACAGGUGCCCAAAGGAGUACCUCAACGAAAAGGCUUUGGCCUACCUGGACUCAGAGCUCUAUGUGCCCGACGAGCCCGAAGAAUGUGGAGGUGACGAUCCAAUGGCUUUGUCGGAGGAAGAAGUUGAGAAGGAAGCUGAGUCUGAGGAAGAACGUGGCGAACCAUGUGGCCCAGAAACGUUGGAUGAUGCGGUUGAAGGCCUUCUUGAACAAGAAGAAUGGACCACAAUCUAUGUGACAAGGCCAAUGAGGAGGAGGACCACCCAGUAUGCGGCUCAAGCAGCUAAAGAAAUCGUGCUGCAACUGAGACAGUCUGGACUACAUGUGAGCACUGUUCAUACGGACAGGGCGCGCGAGUUCAAGGCCAAGUUGUUCAAGGACUGGACAGUUGAGGCCCAGCUAAGACAUACCAAGACGGCGGGCGGUGAUCCUGCAGGUAAUAGCUCAGCAGAGUUGGGAAUCAAGUGGGCAAAGGCUCGUGUACGGGCUCUCUUGGUUGCUGCAAAGGCCCCUCCCCGAGAUUGGCCAAUGGCAAUAAGCCAUGCUUCGUUGGACCUGUGGGCGAAGGCAUUUCCAGACAGCCCAUGGUCUUCACCACCGGCCACGGCUUUUGGAAGCGAAGUUUGGUUCAGAGCGAAGUACUACCAAGGCAAGUCGGAGAAGAAGCACGAGGCGGCAGGCAUGAGGUGGAAGCGUGGUUGGUACCGAGGUCCUGCAAUGGAUGUUAAGAGAGGACACUUGAUUGUUCGAGAAGAUGGAGGACUAACGGUCGCGAAAAGUGUCAAGCUCAAUGUUUGGGACCCCACGAAGGAGAUGAAAGAUCUUGUGCCACCGUCGGUUGCAGAUGGACUUCCUGAUGAACUUCUUAUUUCGCCGGAACCUCCUACAAAGGGUGAACUCAGAGAUGAGGUUGAGUUUAGAUCCCGCAUGCUGCUCGAGGAGGAGAACUUCGAUAUCAACAAGGCGGCAGAGUUGUUUAAGACCCUCGAGAUUAUGGGAGACACGGAUCAAAGGAUCAAGGCAAAGUCACCGUUUUCUUCAUGGUAUACUGGAGCCUUUGUCCAUGGUGGAGUGGCUGGGAUUCGGAACAACCUGAAGGAAUUCCCUUACACUACCAAAUACCUUGUGGGCGUGGCAAAGAAAUGCUGUGGAGAUGUGAAGUUUUCGGCCAUUGGACUGGCCAAGAAUGCACAGCUGGGCCUACACCGAGAUUCCCAUAACUACAAGCACUCCAAGAACUAUGUGAUCCCUCUUCAAGCCUUUGAGAAGGGUUCGCUAUGGGUUCAAAAUGAGAAUGAUGAGGACCGUGAAGGUGAAGAGAGGACUUUAUCCAAUGGGAAAGUGGUGUAUGGGAAGCUGCAUGAAAUGCACAAAGGCAUCCCUGUGUGUUUUUCCCCGCGCCUGUGGCAUGAAGUACAACCAUGGGAAGGUGAGCGUAUGGUGUUGCUUCUUUACACUCCGAGGGCUACGAGGCUUCCCUCUGAAAAUGUUGAAUCGUUGGAAGAAGCCGGUUUUCCCGUUGAUCGUGACUCCCUACUACCAGAUGGUGAAGAAGAGGGUGAUGAGGAGAAGAUUGCUGAGUUUCCCAUCCCGCUACCUGCUGCUAAGGUCAAAAUGAUGAAGGCAGAGGAGAAUGUGGAUGGGGCAGUUGCUUUUGUGGAGCUUGAGAACAAUGAGCUGCUCAAGGGUGAAAGCGGUGACAAUUCUCUUCAGCUACCCCCUGGUGAUCCUCCCAAUGCUGCGCUUCAUGAUAUGGUCCAUGUUAAGAAGAUGAUAAAGAAGGCCGAGGUUCAGUAUACUCCAAACAUCGAACAAAUCUUGGAAGACAUUGAGGCCAAGGGAGGACAGCUGGAGGUCACCCACACCGUGAGCCUUGCUGAUGUCAAGAGUAACCUUGAAAAAUGGAAGCAGUCUGCCUUGAAGGAGUUCAACAACCUGACGAAGUCCAAGCAGGCUUUCAAGGUGAUGAAGCGGCAUGAGCUACCAGCGAACUGCCGCAUAGUGCCCUGUAAAGGGGUUUACACAGUGAAACCAGACAAAGGUCCACCGGGCUACAGAAGGAAAACAAGGUUUGUGGCGUGUGGAAAUUACAUCUCUGAAGAGUCUGCUACUAUGGAUCUUUUUGCUGCCGGGCUGGAUGCUACUUCGCUUCGGACCAUGUUAGCCUACAAUGCAAAGAAACCGUGGCGGAUUGGAACCACAGAUGUGCGCCAGGCUUUCGUUCUUGCGAGGUGGCGAGGGGAGCCAGUGGCUUUGGAACCGCCGGGAAUAGCAUAUUUGCUCGGCUUAGCAGUUCCAGGAGAUGUAUGGUUCGUGCAGCAAGCUUUGUAUGGUUUGCGCGAAUCCCCAGCCCUUUGGUCAAUGUUUAGAGAUGAACAGUUGAAGCUUGCUCGCUGGAUAGUCAACAUCAAUGGCCAAGAAGUGAAGAUGAAGUUGGAACAGUUGGUCUCCGACAAUCAAGUAUGGAAGAUCAUACCGGAGCAUGGCGGUGAGGUCUACGGCUACGUUCUUGUCUACAUAGACGACCUCCUAAUCCAUGCUCAGGAGGAGGCCAUGGAAGGCUUCUUCAAGUGGGUAUCAGCAAAAUGGGAGGUUGACGAUUUGGACGUUCUUGACUACAACCACCCCAUCCGGUUUUUGGGCAUGGAGCUUCAUAAAGUUCAAGGAGGUGUAGAGUUGGCCCAGGAAGGCUUCGUCAACGAGAUUCUCAGAUCCUACCAUCACGAGGGAGGACGUUCAUACUCCCAAGGUCCGAGAGAAACUCUUCUCUUGACCGAGGAGGAGGAACGAGCGCUUAUCGAUGCGGAGCCCAGCAAUGUAGACCCUAAGGACCCAGAAGUGAAAGAAGCACAAAAACGUGUUGGCGAGUUGUUGUGGCUUGUGGGUCGUACAAGACCGGAUAUUCAACACACUGUUUCGAUAAUGGCUUCGAGAAUUACAAGGUCGCCUGGAAUGGUGAACGUGGUUGGAAGGCGGCUCCUGGACUAUCUCUCGGAAACAAAGUACUACAGGUUAUCCUUCACCCAGGAUGAGGAGGAGAGCGUCGAAGCUGUAAGCGUCUACACCGACAGCUCUUUCUCUCCCAGUGGAGGAAGGUCACAUGGAGCGGUUGCGAUCUUCUACGGGAACAACCCUUUAAGCUGGAGGGCGUCAAGGCAGCCGCUAACUACUUUGUCAACGGCGGAAUCAGAGCUGGUUGAGGCCGUGGAAGGAACUUUGAUGGGCUGCUGUUGCUCUCCUGACUACAUCAUCAGGGAGCUGGAGAACAAGGUCAGUACCAACGGGCAGAUUUGGGAACCAAGCCCUUUACCAAAGAACGUCUACGGCAACUGGGCACAUGGCUACAGCGUCUACUUCUCCUAUGUCAAGUUUGUGGAACAUGGGAUGUUCUCCGAUGCCCAGAUGUUCACCCUCGGAAUGCCUACCAGAAGUUCCACUUGGAGAUUCGGCCUCUUCAUCUACUACACCUGUGGUUGGUCCCUGGAAGAGAUCACCUACAUAUCUUCCGGGAGUGCUGGGGUCUACGGAAUGCUGGACAUGUGCAAAGGGUCGAGCUCCGCCCGUGCCGAGUCCGUCAUGAGCACCACAUCGUGA
Messenger RNA from Symbiodinium sp. CCMP2592, 6363 nucleotides. Lineage: Eukaryota; Dinophyceae; Suessiales; Symbiodiniaceae. The record is from the annotation of a GenBank genome assembly.